AGGGUGUGCAGCAGCACAGACCCCGUUUUGAUUUACAAGAUGCUGACGGAGGAGUGGGGCCUCUCUCCUCCACACUUGGUAGUGGCGUUGGUGGGAGGAGAUGAGCUGGCUCAGAUGAAGCCCUGGCUCAGGGACACUCUUAGGAAAGGGCUUGUGAAAGCUGCACAGAGCACAGGGGCCUGGAUUUUAACUAACGGUCUUCGCUUUGGGAUCACCAAGCAUUUGGGCCAGGCAGUGAGAGAUCACUCCUUGGCCAGCACCUCCUCUAAAGUGCGUGUUGUGGCCAUUGGCAUUGCACCCUGGAACAUGAUCCACAACCGAGAAGCACUCCUCACUGCCAAGGUGGAUGAGCCAGCAGUAUACAAACCGCAGGACCUGCCCCAUGGCUCAGUGUAUUCCCUGGACAGCAACCAUUCUCACUUUGUGCUUGUGGAGGAGGAUCCCAACAGACCAGGAGCCACCAGUGAAAUGAGAGUGAAGCUGCUCAAACACAUUUCCCUGCAACGCACAGGUUAUGGAG
This is a messenger RNA of Fundulus heteroclitus (mummichog), 520 nucleotides long. Its product is annotated as transient receptor potential cation channel subfamily M member 5-like. NCBI's taxonomy places the organism in Eukaryota, Metazoa, Chordata, Actinopteri, Cyprinodontiformes, Fundulidae. The record is from RefSeq and is a predicted model, not a curated record. The annotation marks the transcript as partial. Gene Ontology annotation, molecular function: calcium-activated cation channel activity; ligand-gated calcium channel activity. The transcript has 3 exons. Gene Ontology annotation, biological process: calcium ion transmembrane transport.